AUGAAGGCCAACUUCGGAUUCAUCGCCUUGAUGGCUCUCUCUGCCGCGUCGCAGGUCUUCGGCCGCGAGCGUAUCUUCGAGCGUGACGGCAACGCCGUGUAUCUCCACCCCAGGCGGUUCGGCCAGGAGCAGCCCGCAGUCCUCGAGAAGAUUCGCAAUGCUUGCCCUGGUGAAGUUUGUGGCACCUUGGCCGGUCAGGCCAUCACUCCUCUCCUCGCCGCUCAGCCUGAGUGCUCGCAGCAGGAUUUGGCAGACGACAUCAUCGAUGCCAGCAAACAAUUCGACGCUGCUACACAAGCCGCCAUGGUUGCUGCUGCCAUCGAAUAUCGCCAGGCUGAGAAGAACACCCCUCCUGACUUCACGACCAACCCACCUACUCUGCGCAAUUCCGUCUUCUGCCAGCAGGCGCCCAGGAACCCGGAGCUUAUUGGGCUCGUUCAGGCCCAAGACCCCGCCAACGACCCCGACCUCUUCUUCGACCCCGCUCUCAGGGCCACCGUCGUCCGUGGCUCGCAAGCCAACACCGCUCCCUUCGCUGGAUAA
Messenger RNA from Cyclocybe aegerita, 543 nucleotides. The record is from the annotation of a GenBank genome assembly. Lineage: Eukaryota; Fungi; Basidiomycota; Agaricomycetes; Agaricales; Hemipholiotaceae.